This is a messenger RNA of Sinocyclocheilus rhinocerous, 2736 nucleotides long. RefSeq names its product DNA replication licensing factor MCM3-like. The transcript is spliced from 17 exons. NCBI's taxonomy places the organism in Eukaryota, Metazoa, Chordata, Actinopteri, Cypriniformes, Cyprinidae. The coding region runs from base 118 to 2562 and encodes 814 amino acids. Gene Ontology annotation, cellular component: nucleus; MCM complex. Gene Ontology annotation, molecular function: ATP binding; ATP hydrolysis activity; single-stranded DNA helicase activity. The record is from RefSeq and is a predicted model, not a curated record. Gene Ontology annotation, biological process: mitotic DNA replication initiation; double-strand break repair via break-induced replication; DNA replication.
GAUUCCACAGCGAGAGAAGCCUGGUGGCGCGAAAAGACACACACCAGUGCAGAGUGCGACACGAGGUGUUGUGCAUUGACCAUUUCUCAACGCUUUUAAAAGCUAUACAGAAAAAAAAUGGCUGUUGAAUUUGUGGACGAUCAGGAAAUGAGGGAGGCGCAGAGGGAUUAUCUGGAUUUUCUUGACGAUGAUCAAGACCAGGGCAUUUAUCAGAGCAAAGUACGACAGAUGAUCAGUGAAAACAAAUCCAGGCUCAUUGUGAACCUCAACGACCUCCGCCGCCGCAACGAACAGCGUGCAGCCAAGCUGCUGAAUAAUGCUUUUGAAGAGCUCCUGGCGUUCCAGCGUGCUCUCAAAGAUCUGGUGGCUUCAAUAGAUGCCACUUAUGCCAAGCAACACGAAGAGUUCUUCAUCGGUCUGGAGGGCAGCUUCGGCAGCAAACACGUCUCCCCUCGAACCCUCACCUCUCGCCUGUUGGGUAGCAUGGUGUGUUUGGAGGGCAUCGUGACCAAAUGCUCUUUGGUGCGUCCCAAAGUAGUACGCAGUGUGCACUACUGUCCAGCCACUAAGAAGACUAUGGAGCGCAAAUACACUGAUAUGACCUCUCUGGAUGCCUUUCCUUCAAGUGCCAUUUACCCCACCAAGGAUGAGGAGAACAAUCCACUGGAGACUGAGUUCGGUCUGUCCAUCUAUAAGGACCACCAGACCAUCACAGUGCAGGAGAUGCCGGAGAAAGCCCCUGCCGGUCAGCUGCCCCGCUCUGUGGACAUCAUCCUGGACAAUGACUUGGUGGACGCUGUAAAGCCAGGGGACCGUACGCAGGUGAUCGGCACCUACCGCUGCCUGCCUGGCAAGAAGGGCGGAUUCACCUCGGGCACCUUCAGGACCAUCAUGAUCGCCUGCCACGUCAAACAGAUGAGCAAAGAAGUCUCUCACUACUUCUCUGCAGAUGAUGUGGCCAAGAUCAAGAGCUUCUGCAGAACUCGCUCUAAGAAUUCGUUUGAUCAGUUGGCUCGCUCCCUGGCCCCCAGCAUUCAUGGUCAUGAGUAUAUAAAGAAGGCGAUCCUGUGUAUGCUUCUGGGAGGGGUGGAGAAGGUUUUGGAGAACGGCUCACGCAUUAGAGGAGACAUCAAUGUGCUUCUCAUAGGUGACCCCUCAGUGGCCAAGUCUCAGCUGCUCCGGUACGUUCUGCACACUGCUCCUCGUGCCAUUCCCACCACAGGCCGAGGCUCUUCGGGUGUAGGUCUGACUGCAGCCGUCACCACUGACCAAGAGACAGGCGAGCGACGUCUCGAGGCUGGUGCCAUGGUUUUAGGGGAUCGCGGUGUGGUCUGCAUUGAUGAAUUUGACAAAAUGUCAGAUAUGGAUCGCACUGCUAUCCAUGAGGUCAUGGAACAGGGCCGCGUCACCAUCGCCAAGGCUGGCAUCCACGCUCGACUGAACGCCCGCUGCAGCGUCCUGGCAGCUGCCAACCCCGUAUAUGGCCGAUAUGAUCAGUAUAAGACCCCCAUGGAGAACAUCGGUCUGCAGGACUCCCUGCUGUCUCGUUUUGAUUUGCUCUUCAUCAUGCUGGAUCAGAUGGACCCAGAGCAGGACCGUGAGAUCUCUGACCACGUCUUGCGCAUGCACCGCUACAGAGAUCCUCAUGAGCAGGAUGGAGCAGCUCUUGCUCUUGGUGGUGCAAUCGAUGCACUGGCCACUGAAGACCCUGAUGUAACUCAGGAGGAAGAAGAGGAGCUGCAAGUGUACGAAAAACACAAUCUACUCCUCCAUGGCAGCAAAAAACUCAAGGACCGAGUGGUGAGUAAAGCCUUCAUGAGGAAGUACAUCCACGUUGCCAAGGCUCUUUCUCCUGUUCUGACUCAAGAUGCAGCCAAUCACAUUGCAGAGGAGUACUCACGACUGCGCAACCAGGAGCAGCUCGGCUCUGACAUUGCACGGACGUCACCAGUCACUGCUAGAACCCUGGAGACUUUGAUCCGUCUUUCUACAGCUCACGCCAAAGCUCGAAUGAGCAAAGUUGUGGAACUGGUGGACACAGACGUUGCUGUGGAGCUUGUGCAGUUUGCCUAUUUCAAGAAGGUUUUGGAGAAGGAACGUAAACGCUCUAGAAAUGGAGAGCAAGAUGCAGCAUCAGAGGAGGAGGAGGAGGAAGAUGAAGUACAAGACACACCUCGAACACAGAGAAAAAGGAGGCGCCAUUCUGAGCGCAGAGCAUCUCAGGGCAGCGAGCAAUAUGACCCAUAUGACUUUAAUACUGAGACUGAUGUACCACAAAUUCAGUCCCCUGCUCCUGCGAGGCAGGAUGAGGAGCCAAUAGACGCUCCUGAUCAGAACGGUCACACAGAGUUGUCUGAUGGCAGGUUGAAGGAGUUCAAAACCGCAUUGCUGGAGGUGUUCCGCUCUUCUCAUGCUCAGUCAGUUGGCAUGAUCGCUUUGAUGGAAGGCAUCAACAAGAGCUGUCCAUCACCCUUUAAAGAAACUGAGGUCCGUGCUGCCCUCAGCCGAAUGCAGGACGACAACCAGGUUAUGGUUGCCGACGACAUCAUCUUCCUUAUAUAAAUGUGUUUUUUGGAGAAUAAGAGAAAUGAAAAAGUGUAGAUCUAUUUCAGAAGAUUUGCAAUAUGUGUGCAAUGUUUAUUUCCAUACUUUUGUACAUGCAAACACAUGCAUGUAUUUCUUAACAUUUUCAUUCACUCAAGACAUUUUCAUUAGAUUUUUCUUACUGUAAUUUUU